Messenger RNA from Sycon ciliatum, 2705 nucleotides. RefSeq lists its product as uncharacterized. The coding region runs from base 137 to 1648 and encodes 503 amino acids. The record is from RefSeq and is a predicted model, not a curated record. The transcript has 6 exons. Lineage: Eukaryota; Metazoa; Porifera; Calcarea; Leucosolenida; Sycettidae.
CAGCUCGUGUUCUGCAGUUCCUAUUUUGGGCGUGGAUUUGCAGGCAAUAGUUCUUGAAACGAUUUCGAUUUCCCACUACUAUCUGUAUCAGGCCCUUUGCUUUUUUUUUGCCAGCGGCGCCUACCUAACGGUUAGCAUGGCGUACUUCAGUGAUUGCGAUUGCGAAACGCAAGCAGGAUCGUCGGGCGCUACUGCCAUGUAUCCGUUUGUCGACCGUCCAGUCGAUUUGCCACAAUCCGCUGAGACGAGCGAUGGCGACACGGGAGAAUGGAUAACCUACGAAUGGCUGCCCACGAUCUUCUGGAGUGUAGGUCCUGAGUUCGGAAGUCGGGCCAAGAUCCGUCAGAUUCUACGUAGUCUGCGAGCGGACCAGAGAGCUAGAGCGGAGUCUGUUUCACGCAGUAAUACUGUGGGUCAAAUGGGCGGAAGCAUUUCGGACGGAUAUGCCACCGUGACUGCCCCACGCGGUGCAGUUGACAACGAUGUGAAGCUAUCCGUAACUGACCGGUCGCCACCUUUGCCAGUCCCCUUGAAAAGCCAUCCUGAAGUGUCUGUGGCCGGCCUCAUUUCUUGCACGCCAUCUGGUCUGAAAUUCAAUCGGGAUGUGAGGAUCGAGACAGAACUGCCAGAGUACAAUGCUGAUAUGCACCAGAUUCGGAUUGUGUACAUCCCUCAAGGGCACGGAAACAAGGGCAAAACUCCGCUAGAAGACUACUGCGACAUCACGGAUACUUGUGGACUGACGAUCCGUGACGGAAGAUUGAAGUUCAAAGUGGAUCAUUUCUCCGACUAUGCUAUUCUGCUGUUUGCCGUGGCUGCGAGCGCCAUAGCUGGAACCAUAGCAGGCACCGUACUUGGUGCUACUGUGACCUAUAGCAUCAUGCAAGACCUACAAGGUCACGUGUCGACUGUUCGUAGCGCCACCAUGAUGGUGAAGGCCUACGUGACAUUCAACGCACGAAGGGCCCCAGGCAGCUUUAAAGUUGCAUUCGGUGCUCAUGAGGACGAGUUUGAGGACUACGGGCAUUUUCCUCUACUGGAGAUUGGUCCAAUGGAUGUGUCGUCUUGGACCGGUAAAGGAGUGACACUGAAGCCAACCAUGGAUGAAGGGUCGUGGAAAUUUGCGAAUGCCAGCCAAUGUGCCCGCCGCUUGUACACGGUCGAUUCACCACCUGUUGUGCUGACGAUUACGACAAGGCUCUUUAGAUGGACAUCAUUGGACGCUUCGAGGUGUAGUGGGAAGCUCACAUUGCUCGACUCUUCAAACCAUCGGAAUAGUGAGACUCACAGCUUUAUGUUUCUUCCACCAUAUUCGGAUGUCUUUUUUGAAGCAUUUCAUCCGACCAGACGUGAUAAUCCAUGGUUCGACCCUCGCUUCAACUCACGGCAAUACUACGUGUUUGUUCACAUGUUGGAUCCGACACUGCUGCGCGUGCAUGCUACCGACCGAGGACUCCUGACGCACCGCCAGUCUCAGCAAAUACAGGCAAGUAGUAACCCAAUCGACGGGACAUCUCUCCUGAUAACGAUCCUUGUGCAGCAGGGCACACCGUCCUUCCGUAGCUUUCUCGAUGUCCUUUCAGACAUGGGAUACCAGGACAAGCGGCUGGAGUUUGAGGAGCUACUAACCCCGCCUUCAGCAACCUAAGUCCUGCCUUAUAGUGUAGACACUAAUACGGAAAUUGGCCCGGUAAAACUGUCCCAGGAAAAUUGCCCUGGAGCCUUUGCCCUAAGCCCAGCUUCUAAAAUGUAGAUGGCGACUGUCCUGAAACAUGUUGAGUAUGUUCUUACAGCCUUUUAUUAUUGUUAUUAUUAAAAUGCCUAUGUGGAGAUAAAAAUGUAAUUAACGUAAUAACUAGAGCAAGCUCAAGUAAUAAUGUGCGUUCAAGGAAUGAUAUACAUGAAAACAAAAUUUACUUAUGGUGUUUAUACUGAAUGCGCAACUUGCUCUAUUUAUUGCGUUACUAUUUUUUAUUAUUACCUAAAGAGAAAAAGGACCUAUAAGCUACUAGUUAUGACUAACAGUCCACCAAGGUAACCAAGGUAACGAGAUAAUAUACAAUGUACAGUCAGAUAGUGCGACAACGAGGCACAAAACUGACAAAGACAUUGAGACAUUGUAGGUCUUUUUCUCUUUACAUAUUUCUAUUGGCUCAACAUCCGAGUUUUUAUUAUUACCGGUAUCAUCAAAUUUUUAAUAGGGGGGUUACUGGUCUUAUACUCUGCAUUACUGCGAUAUGCUGAUGCUGUCCAGCUAAAUACCUUGUACAUAUCAGAUUAAUUAUGAGAUUUCCCUUUUUAUUUUAAAUAUGAGCUUUAAAGCUCCAUCCUGGAUGGACUGCCAAUAUUAAAAUUAAUAAUUUUGUGCAUACUAGCAUAGCAGCUCCCUUCCCUGACUGUGUACGUUGAACUUGAAGUAAUCCAAUUCCCAUUCCGUUUAAACUCGGAUAGAGAGCCAAGGAUUAAUAAUUUUUUUUAAACCCAUUUUGACUCAACCGUAUCCUGCUUAUGCUCUUUAGUGUUGGGCAAAGCGGAUAACUUGUAAACUUAUGGUCCUCCCUUUCAGUAAUAAACCAGCAAUGGUGAUAAUUAUUUCUUCCCGCUUGGGCGUGUUCACGUUUCCGAAUUUGUUUCGUGUUUACUACUGCUGUAUUCCUUGAAAUACCAUCUUCAAUACUGAACUUUGAUCUCACUUUGUUUUAACA